CCACUUUGAUAUAUUUUUUGAACAAAAAAAUGAGGCAUUUUUUACUAGUCUAUACCAUAGUGGUAUCGAUUGAUAUUAAAAUAAGAGCAUAUCAUAUGGUAUGAAAGCGUAUCAUGGUAAUAUGAACAUACCAAGACUGUUGGAUGGUUGAAACAUGAUAGUAGGAGUAUACUAACUGUUAUUUACGACUUUCAACAUUGUGUACCACAAGAUACCACCCCGCAUACCAGGGUGGUAUUAUGUGGUAUUUUUUUAUCCUUUAUUUUUUCAUCCAUAAAUUUGUAGAUCCAAUAGAGCAUGAUGAAUUCGUUCCUUCUAUGCAAAAAUUUUCAAAAAUGACUUAAAACGAAGGAAAUACCAUAUGGUAUGAAGUUGGUAACGUGAGGUAUGAAAAAAAAUCUCAAAAAUAUUGUAAAUGGAUAUGAUUUUGUAGAGCACAACGAACGCGUUCAAUCUGUGCAAAAAAAAAAUUGAAAUCCGAGUUAGAACGAAGAAGAUAAAAGCCAAUUUGAAAAUUAGAGAGAAUAUAAUAUCUUUAAUUCCCCAUUUAGAUAUAUGAAUUUUCUGGACUAAAAAAAUAUCCGAAUUUAGUUAUACAAAUAUGCAUGACCAAAAUUCAUACACCCUCACUUGAGUCAAUAGAUAGUUGUACCCCAAUCAUAGCACACUCAUAACCGUAUAAAUGGGAAAAAGUUAAUCUGCUAACUUGAAGAUUCGUUAGCAGAUACUAACUGAUAUCCAAAAUAUAUGAACUAGUAUCCAAGUACUAAAGUAUCUAGAGAGCACAGACUAGUAUUCAAGGUUUGCUAACUGAUAUCCACCAUGAAUCAACUAUUAUCCCAAAUUCACAAAUUAAUAUCUAGACAACACUGAAUAAUAUCCAUACAACACAUAAUUAGUAUCAAGAUAACACAUAAGAGUAUCCAUAUUGAAUACUAGUUGUCUGAUUGUAGAUAUUAGUUGGUAUCUGCUAUCUGGAUACUAAUUUGUGAUGUUUUAAAUACUAGUCUGUGCUAUCUAGAUAUUUUAGUAAAAUCAACAAACUUAGAUACUAAUUCAUACAUUUUGAAUAUUAGUUAAUACUAACAACUUAUAUAGUCAGCAUAAUAACUAAUUGGGUAUAAAUGGGCAACAUUGAAAAACCGGUAAAAAGGGUUGAAUUAAAUUCAUGAUUUUUUUUCCCGUACCGGUACUACUGUACUAGUCUACAACCCCAUCUGAUUUUACUUUUUAGGAGGAAAGAGGGCAAACACAAUUUGGCAAAUUAUUAUGACAAGCCACGCCGACCCUACGCAGAGAAGGGAAGAGAAGUUGUCUCUCCUCUUCCUCUUGCUUCUGUUUUGAAUUUUGCCUCUUCAGUCUUCUGCGUCUUCGAAUUUUUAUUUUAUUUUCACCGGGAUAUACGCAUGAUUACGAUAUAGAAGAGUAGUCUCUAGAAAAAGCUAGCUCGACGACAAUGGCGGCCUCUAACUAGUUAGAGUUACCUACCUCCUCCUGAACUUACGUUCCCCACCAACCACAAAGUCUCGCUUUUCCUUCUUCCUUCAUUCCUUACAGAGGCCCGUACAAUCCUCCGAUGGCUUCUAUUACUCCUCAUUCCGCUUCUUUCCAGACCCAUCGCGGACGCCGCCGCCGUCUGCAUUCCUCGUCGCUUCUUAAUUCGUCGUUGUCGCCACGCAGCGUUUCACAGCUUGACUUCCGCCGCCUAUCAAGUCCUCCCCCGGCGCCGCGAGCUUUGGCGGCGGCGGCUUUGAUCGACGACAGGGAGGGAAACAGAGGACGGAGUAGGCAUAGUGGCAAGUUUGCAACGGCGGCCACGAAGAGGAAUGUGUUCAGCGAGGGAAUAGUUAGCGGCGGCGGUGAGGAAGAAGGAGCGAAUUCAAACUCCUUCGAGGACGAACAGUUCGUGAGGUGGUUCCGGGAAGCUUGGCCUUAUCUCUGGGCUCAUCGGACCGGGACUUUUGUGGUUAUUAUCUCUGGUGAAAUUGUGUCCAGUCCUUACUUAGAUGCGAUUCUCAAGGACAUAGCAUUCCUUCAUCACCUGGGAAUUAGGUUCGUGAUCGUUCCAGGGACGCAUGUUCAAAUUGAUAAUCUGUUGGCUGAGAGAGGGCAUGAGCCUAAGCAUGUGGGGCCGUACAGAAUUACUGACCCAGAAGCUCUGGCUGCAUCAAUGGAAGCGGCUGGCAAGAUUCGGGUGAUGAUAGAGGCUAAACUUUCUCCUGGACCUUCCAUAUGUAAUGUGCGCAGGCAUGGUGACAGUAGCAGGUGGCAUGACGUGGGAGUCAGUGUUGCUAGUGGGAACUUUCUCGCAGCCAAGAGAAGAGGAGUUGUUGGAGGUGUUGAUUUUGGGGCAACAGGUGAAGUGAAGAGAGUAGAUGUUGACCGUAUGAGUGACAGGCUUGACAGUGGUUGCAUUGUUGUGCUAAGCAACUUGGGCUAUUCAAGCUCUGGUGAAGUUUUGAAUUGCAACACAUACGAAGUUGCUACGGCUUGUGCCUUAGCCAUUGGAGCAGACAAACUUAUUUGCAUCAUGGAUGGCCCUAUCCUUGAUGAGAAUGGGCACCUCAUUCGUUUCUUAACUCUCGAGGAAGCAGACACUUUGAUUCGUGAACGGGCUAAGCAAAGUGAGGUAGCUGCUCAUUAUGUGAAGGCUGUUGCAGAAGAGGAUCCUUCUUCUUCUGUCGAAGAUACGGAUUCCAUUUCCGUAGUUGCCUCCUCACAGAAUGGGAUAGCUAUCAACACGAAACACAAUGCAGCAUUCCACAAUGGUGUUGGCUUUGACAACGGAGGUGGAUUGUGGUCAGGAGAACAAGGUUUUGCCAUUGGUGGUCAGGAAAGGCUCAGUCGAUCGCACGGUUAUCUCUCGGAAUUGGCUGCUGCAGCUUUUGUUUGCAAAGGUGGAGUCCAAAGAGUGCAUCUACUAGAUGGUACAAUCGGUGGGGUUUUACUGUUAGAACUCUUCAAAAGAGAUGGGAUGGGAACUAUGGUAGCUAGUGACCUAUACGAAGGAACCCGAAUGGCUAGACCGAAUGACCUUGCUGGAAUCAAGCAAAUCAUACAACCUUUACAAGAAGCAGGAGUGUUGGUUCGAAGGACUGAUGAGGAGCUGCUUAAGUCGUUAGAUUCGUAUUAUGUGGUGGAAAGAGAAGGUCAAAUCAUUGCUUGCGCUGCUCUUUUCCCUUUCUUUGAGGAUAAAUGUGCAGAGGUAGCAGCUAUUGCAGUUUCUUCUGAUUGCCGUGGGCAAGGGCAAGGAGACAAAUUGUUAGAUUAUAUGGAGAAGAAGGCAUCCUCACUGGGUGUGGAAACGCUGUUCCUCCUUACUACCCGCACUGCAGAUUGGUUCAAAAGACGGGGUUUCUCUGAAUGUUCAAUUGACCUGAUUCCUGAACAAAGAAGGAAGAGGAUUAACUUGUCUCGUAACUCAAAAUACUACAUGAAGAAGUUGCUUCCUGAUACAAGUGGGAUAACGCUCACUACCAGGCAUUCAGCUGGCAAUAAAUAGCAAUAGCAGAUCCCAAGUCGUGACUUAGUAGUUGUACAGAAUAUAGCUCCUGGCUGGUGUGUUGUAACGGAUGCCCUUCGAGGCUCAAAGCUGUAUUGGCAUUUGGUCAGCGGCUUGACUUGAGAAUCAGAACUUGAGCAAACACUCAAGCCAGGAGUUGUUUGUAUUUAUCCUAUUGUAUAUUUUUGUCAGAAGAAACGGAAUAAAUGUAGCUGUGGAAUGUCGUCUUUAUGGUUUGGCCCCGCAAUCUACUGUUGUAUGAGUGAAAUGCUGUUGUUGAACCACAUCGAAAGUGCACGAACCAACUUUCUAUCAAGAGUUUAGUACAAAAUAUCCUACCACAGAUUUUUCCGGUAUAAACCUCCGGUGGUAUGAUUUUAAAAUCCUUGGCUUAUUGCGAUACUUUUCUUCCCAAGAACAUCUCAAUACAGAUGACUGAACUUGUACAAAGAUUAGACUCAAGAAUGUGAAGAGCUAGUCGUUGCAUUAUUACUGUAACCAGACAAAUCUGAAGCAAAAUACAGUGUUGCCACUUGCCACCGGCUGAGAAUCUUGCAGUGGGGGAAAAGGUAAAGACACUCAAAUUUGUGCAACUUUUGUCCUACUAGGGAACCAUGCCAGCGGCAGCUGAUAACCAGAAUUAUUUUCCCUCAGCUUCUGGCAAGCCCUUGAACUUGAAGUUGUCAGCGUAUGACUUCGGCUGAAAGUGAAAACAAAAAAACUCAAACAAUGUUAAAUCAUGCAGUUUAAUUUGAAUGAGCCAUUAGAUGAAAGUAUAAGAAUGGUUUGUAUAUGAUGUGAAUCAUUCAUGCAAAGACUUGGUCUACAAGGUGGAAGACGCUACUUAAAGUUCGCAAUCACUUAAAAGGACUACAGCAAAUGAGAGAUACAGGUUCUAUAUACUUGGUUAACAUCACACCUGAAUCGGUUAGGAAUACAAGUGUCUUCUAGAAAGUAUCAGAACCCCAGGAAUAGAAGAGGCUUAUGAGU
Molecule: messenger RNA, 4492 nt
Organism: Linum trigynum
Lineage: Eukaryota; Viridiplantae; Streptophyta; Magnoliopsida; Malpighiales; Linaceae
Source: the annotation of a GenBank genome assembly